Gavia stellata (red-throated loon) is the source of this 2099-nucleotide messenger RNA. It is a transcript of the gene CZH9orf40, whose product is annotated as chromosome Z C9orf40 homolog. The coding region runs from base 1 to 489 and encodes 162 amino acids. The record is from RefSeq and is a predicted model, not a curated record. Lineage: Eukaryota; Metazoa; Chordata; Aves; Gaviiformes; Gaviidae. The transcript is spliced from 2 exons.
AUGGCCAAGCGGCGCGCGGAGCCGUUAGUGUGUCACGUGCCCAUCAAACGGCUCCUGCACGAGCCGCCGCCUCCGCCCCGCGCUGCCGCGCCCGACCGGCGCCCCCGGAGCGAAGCGGCGAGCACCGGCCCUGUCGCCUCGAAGCGGAAGCUGGAGGAGGCUGAGGCGCCGCCGGGCAAGCGGCCCGUGCUGCGGGGGAGCAGCCCCCGCGGGGAGCAGGGAGAGGUGGGGGGCAGGCGGCGGCGGCGCGGCGGGUCCGCCGCGCCCCAGGACGAGCGGACGGCGGAGGGACGCGCUGGUGGCCGGGGCAAAGAGCGGGCCGCUGCCGCUGAGCAAGAAGAUUUCUGUCAGUAUAACUCAUUCCUAUAUUGGAGAGCACCAUUGCCUACUAUUGAUUUGUCUGAUAUUCAGAACGUAGAUGGAGAGACUCCAUCAGAAGCUAAAACUCCUUCAAGGACUGAUACCAUGGAGACUGAAAUGGAGACCUGAUCACUCAUUUCAUAGUUGUGCAUCUGCUUGCAGGAAACUUGUUUCCAUUGGGAUUCCAGUUUUUCUACUUGAGAGAAAAAUAAGCAUGCUUCUGCCUUCUUGAAGAAACAGUGUUACGUCAGUCUACAAAAGCAAGUCUGAGUUGUCUGAGUGGAUGCGAUAAUCACUAUUAGGUACUUAAUACUAAGGUGUCUGGAGGUGUACAGUGUGGAGGAGGCUAUGAUGCCUAGCAAGAAUGCUUGACAACAUGGAAGCAGGCUAAAAGAAGACUUCAGAAAAUCAGAACUUUGGGAUGCGAUUGAAAGAAACAGGUGGAUAUGUUACAUGUCAGAAGGAAAUGGAAAAUCAUUUUGACUGUCCUGAACAAAAAGAUGUAACUGUGGUAGCUAAAAGUGAAAUAUUUAUCAUGUGAAUUCAUCAUAAAGCACACAAACUGUAGUGAUUUUUAAUGUGUUUUUGUCUGUGUAAUAGCUAAACCAAAAAAUAAGAGCUUACCAAAACCAGACAAAACAUUCCCUUUUCUAUGCAAACCAAAAACAAGUGUGGCAGGGAGGGAGAAGGAAAAAGGGAUCUUUAUUUCUGUAAGCUGCCGCUGUUCUGAAAGUUUUUUCAUAUUCUCCUUGUGAAAAAGCUUUUUCACCUUCUCCUUUUCACAUUACCCAAAGCAGUGGGCAGCCAGCGUUUGGGUUUUCGGCCCAUUCUCAUGUUAAUGCUGUUCUUACAUUCUGUGAUGUUAGCUCUGAACCAGUCAGUAGCAUCGAAACGGCAGGUGUGCGCAGAUGUGUCAAGAAGUGUUAAUACAAUAUGAAAUUAUCAUAUAGGCUUUUUCAAACUUAAUUGACUGAGGUGUAGUUUUUGUAGAGACUAUGGAUCUUGCAAAAAAUUUUUACUUCUGUUCAUUGAAUUAGUUUUUUUUGCUGUGAAAUACAAACUUAAUGCUUGUCUUUUGUAAUUUAUUUGCAAGUUGAAGUACAAUUAGAAAUACUUGUCUUUAGUAAUAGACUGAAGUUGUAUGGGCAGACUGUCAGACUUUGCAAAUGUGAUUUGUCUUUAAGGAUAGCAAACACUGUAUUUUUCCUGGAAUCAUCAUUGAAGAAGGCAACUUGUGAAUUUAUUUUUUUUUUCUUAAAUACUGUAUUUGCUAAAGGACAAUAAAGUUUUGCCUGUUUUAUUUGAAAACUUUGGGACUAUUACUACAUGAAGUUCCUGACUUUAUUUCUUAAGAUUGUUGCUUCUGUAGCUUUUUCUUUUUAUUAGGUCUUUUUGCUUAAAAUAGUCAGCUUGUCAGACUUCUUAGUAAACAUUUGGAAACUUUUUUCAGUAUUUGUGCUGUAAGGUAUCUGUAUUUGUUCAUUGCUUAUUCAUUUAGAUGGUUAGGGUCUCUUAGUACCCACAGAAGAAAGGAGGUAGCUCAGUGACUCAAGCAUUUCAUGGUGCUUGUUUGGAUAUGCUUCUACCUGCUAUCAGAUUUGCUGGAUACAUAUUUAAACAAUACUUAUUUUUCUCAGACAUUUGUAAUUAUACUUUUUAAAUCCAAAUACAUCAGCUUAUCUUAGGAAGUACUUUAAAAAUGUUUUUAAAAACGAACUCCUUUUCUGGCAAGAAUGCGA